UCCAACCACCGCCAACUUGGUCCACUUUUCUUCUCUUCUCUCUUCUCUAGUCCUAACUCUUCACCUUCCUUCCUCUUUCUAAAGUUUUGCUUCUUUCUUUCUUACUUUCUCUCACUCACCAAAUAGUUUUCUCACAAAGGAGGAAGAAUGGCAUCUUUCAUUUCACUCUCUUUGUUGCUUCUCUUUCUCAAUUACCCCUUCCUUUCCCUCUCAACCAACCCUGAAGGGAACGCUCUGCAUGCUUUGAGAAGCAGGAUUUCUGAUCCCAACAAUGUGUUGCAGAGUUGGGACCCAACACUGGUUAAUCCCUGUACUUGGUUCCAUGUUACUUGUGACUCCAACAAUCAUGUGAUUCGCUUAGACUUGGGCAACUCUAACGUUUCUGGAACUCUGGGCCCGGAACUUGGCCAGCUACAGCAUCUGCAGUACUUGGAGCUCUACAGGAAUGAGUUAACAGGGAAGAUUCCUAAGGAACUUGGUAACUUGAAAUCACUUAUUAGCAUGGAUUUGUAUGAUAACAAGUUGGAGGGGAAGAUUCCAAAGUCAUUUGGAAAGUUGAAGUCACUUAAAUUCCUGCGGCUGAACAACAACAAGUUGACAGGAUCCAUCCCAAGAGAACUUACUCGUCUCACUAAUCUCAAAAUCUUUGAUGUUUCCAAUAAUGAUCUCUGUGGAACAAUACCAGUUGAAGGCAACUUUGAAUCUUUUCCAAUGGAAAGUUUUGAAAACAACAGGUUUAGUGGUCCCGAGCUGAAAGGACUUGUUCCAUAUGAUUUUGGAUGCUGAAGAAAGAUAGAAAUCGCAUUAUUAUCAUCUAAACAGACUACAAUGAAGAGGCUUAGUUUACGUAGGGAGGGAGUAUCACAAAGGGAAAAGCUGGUGUUAUUUUCACAUCAAUAUUUCCUCACCAUUUUUACACUUUUCUUAAUUGAAAAAAAAAAAGAAAAGGAAGUGUGAAUUGAAAUCUAUGUUUUUCAUAUUUUAUUAUAAAAAGGAAGCUAUGUAAGAAUGCUCUCAAAACAAUUGUAUGUAAAUAACAUUAUUGAUGUAUGCUUGACCCGAAUAUGAAUCUAAAAAUGUCAGAUUUGCAUGUCUAGUUAUAUAAUAACAUGAUUGAACCGCC
Messenger RNA from Glycine soja, 1123 nucleotides. RefSeq names its product leucine-rich repeat protein 2-like. The coding region runs from base 148 to 786 and encodes 212 amino acids. The record is from RefSeq and is a predicted model, not a curated record. Lineage: Eukaryota; Viridiplantae; Streptophyta; Magnoliopsida; Fabales; Fabaceae. Gene Ontology annotation, molecular function: protein binding. The transcript has 7 exons.